AUGUACGGCAAACAAUCGGUUCGAGAUUUGCCCCUCUCUUCCUUAUCCCGUUUAUAUGAUCGGAGAGGAACUGCGCUUCAGGUUGGAAGCGGUGCGAUCAUGGCCGAGCGAGUCCAGCAGCCCCCAGCCAAGCGGCUCUGCUGCCGGCCCGGAUACAACCCGGUAUGCAGGCAGGGGCAGCGGGCUGGAGGAGUCCCGUGCGGCUCCGCUCCGGGAGCGUCCGGGAACGGGAAAACGCACAACCCCGAGUCGCUGCUCGAUAUCGCGGCGCGGAGAGUGGCGGAAAAGUGGCCGUUCCAGCGGGUGGAGGAGCGCUUCGAGCGGAUCCCGGAGCCUGUCCAGCGCAGGAUCGUUUACUGGUCAUUCCCGAGGAGUGAGAAGGAGAUCUGUAUGUACUCUUCUUUCAACGCCGGAGGAGAGGAAAGUGGAUCUAGCGGGGACAAUAAUGACGAGACCCAGCUGCCUUUUCUGCGGGGUGUCACUCUGCUGGAGGGCGGCUGGGUGGACAACGUAUUGCAAGUCGGCUUCCACCUGAGCGGCACGGUGACGGACCCCGCCACGCCUUCAUCCCCGGAACUCGUCUGCAGCGUCAGUGUCAGCUUUGACCGCUGCAAGAUCACCGCCGUAACGUGUACAUGCGGUAACAAGGACAUCUUCUACUGCGCCCAUGUGGUGGCGCUGUCGCUUUACAGGGUACGCAAGCCUGAGCAGGUCAAGCUGCACCUGCCCAUCUCGGAAACCCUGUUCCAGAUGAGCAGAGACCAGCUGCAGAAGUUUGUCCAGUACCUGAUAUCGGUCCACCACACUGAGGUGUUGCCCACAGCACAGAAACUGGCUGAUGAGAUCCUGUCCCAGAACUCGGAGAUCAACCAGGUCCACGGGGCACCGGACCCUACAGCGGGAGCCAGCGUGGACGACGAGAACUGCUGGCACCUGGACGAGGAGCAGGUUCAGGAGCAAGUCAAGCUUUUCCUGUCCCAGGGAGGCUACCACGGCUCAGGAAAGCAACUCAACCUCCUCUUUAGCAAGGUGAGGGAGAUGCUGAAGAUGCGUGACUCCAACGGAGCGAGGAUGUUAACACUGAUCACGGAGCAGUUCAUGGCCGACCCUCGGCUGGCGCUGUGGAGACAGCAGGGCACCACCAUGACCGACAAGUACAGACAGCUCUGGGAUGAGCUUGGUGCCCUGUGGAUGUGCAUCGUGCUGAACCCCCACUGCAAACCGGAGCAGAAGUCGUCGUGGCUGCGGCAGCUGCGGCGAUGGAACAGUGUGGACGUCUGCCCCUGGGAGGACGGCAACCACAUCAACGAGCUGCCCAAUCUUACCCAUUCCCUGCCCCAGGGCGCCCACGGUAAUCAAGAGAUGCGCCCCCACAGGACUGUUUUCACGCGAGCCAUCGAGGCCUGCGACCUGCACUGGCAGGACCGACACCUCCAGCACAUCAUCGCCAGUGACCUCUAUGCCAACUACUGUUACCAUGACAACCAGGAGGGCUCCCUCUUUGACUCACGCGGCUGGCCUUUGUGGCAUGAACACGUCCCUACGGCCUGCGCACGGGUUGACGCCCUGCGAUCACACGGUUACCCUAGAGAAGCCCUCCGUCUGGCCAUCGCUGUGGUGAACACGCUACGGAGGCAGCAGCAGAGGCAGCUUGAGCAUUUUCGGCGACACAAAAAAGAUUUGCUCCUUAAAGGUCAUACAUCCAUAACCAACAUGGAGGGCUGGGUGGGACACCCUCUGGACCCUAUUGGUACCCUGUUCAGCACCCUGACAGAGUCAGGAAGAGCGGGUGAAGAAGGCUCCAACACCUGCUUAGACCUCUCAGACUGCUCCAGCAUUGUGAGCCGAGCAGAACUUCAGCGGAUGCCUGUGCAGCGACUGCUGGGGGACGGUGAGUCGUACAUGGCGCUGGCGGUUGAGACGGCUCUGAUCGGCCUGGGCCAGCAGAGAGUGAUGCCGGACGGGCUGUAUGCUCAGGAAAAGGUGUGUCGCAAUGAGGAGCAGCUGUUGGCCAAGCUGCAGGAAGUGGAACUGGACGACUCCCUGGUCAAAAUCUUCCGUAAACAGGCCGUUAUUCUGCUGGAGGCUGGUCCCUACUCUGGCCUCGGAGAGAUCGUCCACCGAGAGAGCGUCCCCAUGCACACCUUCGCUCGCUAUCUCUUCACCUCUCUGCUACCUCACGACGCUGAACUGGCGUACAAAAUUGCACUGAGAGCCAUGCGGUUGCCUGUGUUGGAGUCCACGGCAUCAUCCAGUGACCUCUCACGACCUCACCACAUUGUGUCUGUAGUUCCAAACCGCUACCCGCGCUGGUUCACGCUGAGCCACAUAGAGUCUCAGCAGUGUGAGCUGGCCUCCACCAUGCUCACUGCGGCUAAAGGUGACAGUCGCAGAUUAGAGACAGUCUUGGAGUCCAUCCAGAAAAACAUUCACUCCUCGUCUCACAUCUUCAAACUGGCACAGGACGCCUUUAAGAUCGCCACUCUCAUGGACAGCCUGCCGGACAUCACUCUUCUCAAAGUUUCUCUGGAGCUUGGCCUGCAGGUCAUGAGAAUAACUCUGUCCACAUUAAACUGGAGGAGGAGAGAGAUGGUUCGCUGGUUAGUCACAUGUGCCACUGAAGUUGGUGUGUAUGCACUGGACAGCAUCAUGCAGAGCUGGUUCACCCUCUUCACCCCCACAGAAGCCACCAGUAUCGUGGCCACCACCGUUAUGUCCAACAGCACCAUAGUUCGCCUGCACCUGGACUGCCACCAGCAGGAGAACCUGGCCUCCUCCGCCCGCACGCUCGCCCUGCAGUGCGCUAUGAAGGACCCUCAGAACUGCGCCCUCUCUGCUCUCACGCUCUGCGAAAAGGACCACAUUGCCUUCGAGACAGCUUACCAGAUUGUACUGGACGCUGCAGCAACGGGAAUGAGCUACACGCAGCUGUUCACCAUUGCACGCUACAUGGAACACCGUGGCUACCCGAUGCGGGCGUACAAGCUCGCGACGUUAGCUAUGGCUCACCUGAACCUCAGCUACAACCAGGACACACACCCCGCCAUUAAUGACGUCCUGUGGGCCUGCGCACUCAGUCACUCGCUGGGCAAGAACGAACUGGCCGCCGUCAUCCCCUUGGUGGUUAAAAGCGUUAAGUGCGCCACCGUGCUGUCUGACAUUUUGCGGCGGUGCACACUGACCACCCCCGGGAUGGUGUCGGCGCUGCACAGCCGCAGGAACUCUGGGAAGCUGAUGUCUUUGGACAAAGCGCCGCUCAGGCAGCUGUUGGACGCUACCAUUGGGGCCUACAUUAACACCACGCACUCGAGGCUCACGCACAUCAGCCCGCGGCACUACAGCGAGUUCAUCGAGUUCCUGGGGAAGGCCAGGGAGACUUUUAUGAUGGCUCACGACGGACACAUCCAGUUCACCCAGUUCAUAGACAACCUGAAACAGAUUUACAAGGGCAAAAAGAAACUGAUGAUGCUAGUGCGGGAGCGAUUCGGCUGAGGGCGAGGCUCCUCUUCCACUCUAGUACUUUUCUAUUAACUUGAGUCUGCCUUUUGAACUUUUUUUGGACUAAUGGACAGGUAAGAGGGAUGUGACUUGUAGAAUGAAGCAAAACCAGAACGGAAAAGAGGAGAAAAAAAUCCAGAGCCACAUGCGGUAUUAUUGUUCUUGCUGUUGUUAUUGUUAUAAACAUUAUUGCUAUUAUUAUUAUUAUUACUAUGAUUAAUAUUAUUACUACUAUGUGUACAGAAGCAUUUUUAUUUUUAAGAAGAGAGGAAAUUUGUCACAUUGUGAAUGUUGUGCGUACUUCUCUACAUGUGUGCGAGAUGAAAAUGAAACGUGAAAUGGCUUUUUUUGUUUGUUUUCUAUAUUUUUAUGAUUUUUUUUUUUCAAACAUUUUCCCCCCCCACUAUCAAUGUAUGUUGAGUUUUACUUUAAUGAGUGGCUGAAGCCUUUGUACAAUAACGCUCAUGUUUAAAAAAAAAAAAAAAAGAAGAAGAAAAAAAAGACCAAUUUCAACGUCUCUGUAUCCUCAAAGAGAAACUAAGGCUUUAAAAUUACACAGAGCACCUCCCUAUGGUCUAGGCCCUAGCUGAUGGGCACUGGGCAGCAUUGCACAGCUUAGCUCGGCUCGACACAGCUUGGGUUAGCACUGAUAUAAAAAAGGCGCCAUCAGCAUUUCCUCACUCAUAGCAGCAGCACUUGAGCUUUCUCUGGGUCGCUCUAUACAACAACACUCUUAACUAAAUCUUGUUGUUAGUGUCAUUAUUAUUUUUGUUAUCCAAUUUUACCCACCCGAUCUCAGUCGGAGGAGCUGUAGUGAUGACACGUCAAAAAAGCAAAGUAUUACUUCUACAUUAAAGUUGAUGUAGAGCAGCUGGAGCUCUUUACCACUUGAAGCAGAACUGAUUAUUUCGGCCUUUCAGGAGUAUUUAUGCCGCUUAAACUCUGUACUUGGUGUCAAUUAAACCACAAACAUAAAUGGAUGUUAUGAAGUAUUUAAAAGUCUGACAUUUAUAUCCAUGCAUCACCCCCUAAAAGAUCAUCUUUGUUCUGCUGGGAUGUUGGUUCAACCUCCACCCUGGUUUUAACUUUAUUGCAGCGUCCAACAGCUUUUCUCCCAACAUUUGGCUCAGUCCAUCAGUCUCUGUCUCAUUUGACCUGAGGACCUUCCUCCACUUGUUUUGGAAUCUGUAAAAUGAGACUUCUUAUUGCGCUUUUUAAGCUCGACUUACUUCUCGGCCCUUUCCCUUAAAACGAUAAUUGUCGAUUGCACAAUUAGGGUUGGGGUCAGCUUUAUUAAUAUGUAACAUAGAAAAAAUAUGUUGCACUACACUAAUCAGACACAUGAGUACUAAAACCUUAAGCCAAGAUGCAACAGUGAAAUUGAAACAGUGAAUUGUGAUUUUUUUCCCAUAAUGAUGUUGCUGACAUCCUCUUAGAUGCUGUUUGUGCACUGAUGCUCUCUAGGCCUAACAGAGUAAAGGGGGCUGAACACAUGAUGCAUGCCACACUUUUAAGACUUCAAAUCAGUACUUAUGUAAGGGGCUCCAUUACAUAUUUCACGUCAGAAAUUCCUGGGGGGGUGACUACCUCAUCAUUCGCUAUUGAACAUGCUCCCAGUUGUUGCUUUUAUGAUAUUUAGUGAUUAUGAUAGCUGACAGUGUUAAUUAAAAAGUUCUUCAGAUCCAAUCUAGAAUGGAAACAAAGUGUCAGACUCCUCCUUAAGGUCCUUUCUAUGCUCUGCCCCCCCUCCGUCAUACUCGCAUCAGUCACUGCAAGGUUGUUGUUUUGUUUUUUUUUCAACCCUGGCCAGUGUCAUUUUCUUCUGUGCAUGUGAAUCACGGACAUUCAGACUGUCUACUGUUAUAUUUUGUCACAUGGAACAUUCAGCAACCGGAACGUUCUCAGGGAUUUCUCUACGCAGGAAAAAAAAAAAACGAAAAAAGAAAACAGUGGAACAAAACGAGCGUCUCACUUCGCCGAUGAAAGAGAUGGAAAAAAAAAAAAAAGAACAGAAACACAAAACGACAUGAGCAAGCAUUUAUUGUACUCUGUAUAUAUGCCAUAAUAUAUGUCUGAAUAUGGAGGAUCUGAAAGUAUAUGUUAACUAAUUUAUACAGAGUAUUCUAUGUAAUGUGAAAUACUUGAAACCGCUGUAGUUUGCUCUCUGGCUCUCCAUCUCUUUCUCUCUUUUUUUGUCUUCUUGUUUUUUCCCUCUUCUGUUCAAAGCGACAUAUCCGAAAGACUAGCAUGAUCUUCUUGAAGAUAUUAUUUUGAAAAAGCCGUCACAUUUGAGACCUUAGAUUUCGGUCAGAAAUUGAGGACGAUUCUUGGAGAAGAUGACUGUGCUUCAUUCCUGCUGAUUGAGGGAGGAAUCUACUUCAGGUUACUGGUCAGCAAAACACAAUUUCCUAAGAUACUGAUUUAUCUCAGUUAUCAGGAAUAUCUGCUAUGAAAUCCUGUUGGAAAACCUUGAAGUUACUUUUGGGGAAUCUGGUUUAAAAUGUUUUUUCUCCAGCCUUUUUAUGCAUUUCACAAAGUUUACCAACUGCAUUUCCUCUCAUUUUGCAAAAAUUAUGACCGCUGCCAGUGGAGUUUCAGCAUAAGAGUAAGGAAAAUAAUUCUUUUUUGCAAUCACACACAGGUUCAGAGCUCCAGUAUCACAAAUCUUGCUUUGGGAACGUGAGUCUCCUCAGUUUGUCCUUCAGGCACUGCAGAAUUUCCAGGAUCUCCUCUUCGAAGUCCAACGCUUCUGUUUCAUCAUUAGUAGCUUUUUUUUUUUUUUUUUUUUUUAACCAAACUUCUGA
This is a messenger RNA of Cyprinodon variegatus (sheepshead minnow), 6302 nucleotides long. RefSeq names its product zinc finger, SWIM-type containing 6 (gene zswim6). Gene Ontology annotation, cellular component: Cul2-RING ubiquitin ligase complex. Lineage: Eukaryota; Metazoa; Chordata; Actinopteri; Cyprinodontiformes; Cyprinodontidae. Gene Ontology annotation, molecular function: zinc ion binding. The record is from RefSeq and is a predicted model, not a curated record.